Molecule: messenger RNA, 1332 nt
Organism: Arachis ipaensis
Lineage: Eukaryota; Viridiplantae; Streptophyta; Magnoliopsida; Fabales; Fabaceae
Source: RefSeq, a predicted model, not a curated record
AUAUACAGUGAUACAACUUUUUAUGACAUUUAUUAUUUAUUGUUGUUAUUUGGACAGCAGAGCAGUUGGAAAGGCAGCCUUGUGAUUUUAAUGAACCAAAAAGCUGAAACCCCAUAAGUCUGAAGUCUCCUCUUCUUACAUACUUUACCUUUUCAAUUCAAAUCUUCUGAUCUGAAUCAUGAAACGGCAAAGAGUGAAUAAUGAAGAGGAAGAAGAAGGUGGUCCUCCAUUGAUACCAGGUCUACCAGACCACAUAGCUCACCUAUGUCUCACACGAAUCCACCCUUCAAUUCUCUUCCCAAUCUGCCACUCAUGGCGCCGCCUCAUUUACUCCCCUUCCUUCCCUCCCUUCUCUUCUCUCUACGCCAUUCUCUCUCCUCAUCCACCGCCACCACCGCCACACCAUCCCACCAUCCAAUUCUUCAACUUCGAUCCAAUCUCAUCCCACUGGCACCCGCUCCCUCCGCCACCGUCUCACCCUCCUCUCCACCACCUCCACCUCCGCCACCCCUCCUUCCUCUCCCGCAACCUCUCUAUACAAUCCGUCUCCGCCGCCGGCUCUCUGGUUCUCCUCGCCGGCACCACCCACAACCUCUUCCCGGCCCUCCCUCGGCCCGUGAUCUUCAACCCGGUGACAAACUCAUGGGCCUUGGGGCCCAGCCUCACCACCCCACGCCGCUGGUGCGCAGCUGGCGUCUGCAGAGGCGCUGUCUACGUAGCCAGCGGCAUAGGGACCCACUUCUCCGUCGACGUAGCGCGGUCGAUGGAGAGGUGGGACACUCAAAAGAAUGGGUCUCAGUGGGAGAAGAAGACCAUGGUGAACGUUAAAGGCGAUGCAGCGAAAGAAGGGGUUGUUUACGAUGUUGAAGAGGAUCUUUGGAAGGAGAUGCCGGAGGGGAUGCUUGCGGGGUGGAGGGGACCGGUGGCGGCCAUGGAUGAAGAAGUGAUGUUCGUUGUUGAUGAAGUGAAAGGUGUUAUGAGAAGGUACGUUGAGGAACAAGAUUCUUGGGAAGAGGUUUUGGAAGAUGAGAGGCUCAAAGGUGCCGAACAGGUUUCUGCUGAGGGAGGUAGGGUUUGUGUCGUUUGCGGCGGUGGUGGCGGCGGCGGUGGGAUUUUUGUGGUGGAUGUAGUGGCGAGGCCUCGGAGGAUAUGGGUGGUGGAGUUGCCGGAGCGUUUUGAGGCUAUAGCUGUUCAUGUGCUGCCUCGGAUGCCCAUAACUGAUUUUUCUGUUAAAGCUUGAGUUUCUUUUUUUAAUUUUUAUUUUUCUUUUAAUUUGUGCAAGAGAUAAAAAAUGAAAAGUUAUUGAGAAUUUAUAAAUCUAACAUUUCCUGC